Messenger RNA from Scutellospora calospora, 298 nucleotides. The record is from the annotation of a GenBank genome assembly. Lineage: Eukaryota; Fungi; Glomeromycota; Glomeromycetes; Diversisporales; Gigasporaceae.
AUGACCAAAUCAGAAGGAAAACCACCGCUUCGAACUCAACGAGAAACAUGUUGGAAAUUACGAGAUGAAUAUUUUUCAUGUCUUGAAUCAGUUUCGAUAUUUGAUCCUACGAAAGUAGAUACUGAUGAAUCAAUAAAAAAGUUAGUAAAGAAAAGUAAUUGUUGGAAGAAAAAAGGUUCUUACGAAGAUGCUUGUAUGACAAGUUGGGUGGAUUAUUUUAAUAAACGACGUGCAUUGGAGAUCAGGCAACGCCAAAUCUCAAAUGAAGCAAUAAAACGAUCUGAAGAAGAAUCCGAAA